GGCGAGAAAUUCAUCGCUCAUUUUGUUGAGAAAAUCAGUUCUCACAUGUUUCAUUGCUAAAAAGGUUCUCUUCAUAGUAGCUGUUGAAACGAGCAGCAUCAACACUAGAUAAAUCAAUCGACUAAUCAAUUUGCAUUGUGUGUCCAUCCCUGCACACCAGCUACCUUAGUAAAUUUGUAAGGGAACAAAUCUCAUAUUUCUUUUAGUCUUUUACGUUUUAAACUUUUUAGAAUUUUAGGUUUCAUUGUUUUUUUAAGACGCAUGAUCUUUGGGGCUAAAAUUUCUAGGCUAAAUUUAGAAUAGUGAUUUGAAUAUGUUCAAUUUGAUAAUUUUUUUAGUUAAACCCAAUCUUAUCAUAGAAUAACACUGGGUCGAAUGUCUAAAAUCAAAAAUUUCAUAAGGACUAUAGUAACUACGAAUCCAGAUGAGGGCUGGGCCGGGGCCUGGGUGGCCACCCCCUGGAUCCGCCAGUGAUUCAGUUUAGUGGCUCGGUCGGUGUUUGGUGAGCAUUAUCCUGUAAUUUCACUUAUAAAUAAACUUUUCAGAUUAUUUCCCGCUCAACUCUCGUCCAUAUCGGGCUCCCUAGUACGUGAUCAGUUGCACAUGUACUGUGUCGAGAAGAACAACAUGCGGCUUCUGUGAGAGGUGGCUGCCAAGGACGAGGAGAUACAAAAUCUCAGGGGCCAGGUGGCUGCAAAGGACGGGGAUAUUCGGGGCCUGCAAGAGGUGGUAUUAAGGAAAAUAAAAAAAUAAAUGUAUUUUACUUUUUUAUUUCUCCAUCUAUUCUUUCUCCCCACCUUUUCCAUUAUCAUUCUGUUCCUAGCUUCAAGGAACGUGGGGAACCUUUCUGUUGCUUCUGUAUGUAUAUUUAACUGAGGAAAUCAUCUAAUAACAAUUAAGUUAGAUUCUCCCAACAACGUCUAUAGCAAAACCUCCUUCAUAGUAUCGGAGCUGGUUACGGUCAUCUAGCUCGGAUCUGAUUUUUUUUCUUUCUCUUCUCUCGAGUGAUACCCUGCACUCUCUCUUCUCUUCCUCUGUUUUCCAUGUCAGGCUCAUGAGGCUCAAACAGCACAUCACUUGUUGAUGAUGCCAUUAUUACCUUUAAUCCAGCUGCUCAGCUGCCAUUGAAGCUGACUUCAAUUAAUUUUCACUCCUGGAAAUCUCAGCUGGAGACACUUCUUAUGGGAUUGGAUCUUAUCAGUUUUAUUGAUGGAACCGGUGUGGCUCCUGCUCAAACAGUCACAGCAGAAAAUACCACCGCUCCCAAUCCUGCUUAUCGGCGCUGGUAUCGUCAAGACAAACUCAUUUUACAUGCUCUUUGAUGCUCUAUUUCUGAAUCGUUAUACUCCUAUGUCUCUGCGGCUGUUACCUCUCGCGAAGCUUGGCUGAUUCUGGAGAGACUGUAUGCUAGCCGCUCUCAAUCUCGUAUUAUAAAUCUGAAAGGAAAGCUGGCUUCCACCACCAAAGGAGAUCAGGAUGUCGUUACAUAUGUUAAUGAUCUCAAACUAAUUGCUGCGGAACUUGCCCUUAUUGAUGAACCUGUGAAAGAUCUGGAUCUGGUUGUUCAUUGUCUUUGUGGUCUUGGACCGGAAUACAAUCAGUUUGCUGCUGCCGUUCGAGCUCGAGGAUCAUCCAUAGCCAUUGAAGAUCUUCUCGAUUCUUUGGUUGAAUUCGAAGCUGAUUUAAAAGUACAUGUGCGCACCUCCGGCGUUCCCACGGCGUUUUAUUCCCAUGGACUUCCUCGUCGGGGCAGCGGUGGUGGCUCUGGAGAUCGCAGCGAUGAUGAUCUCCUUCCUGGCGGCGGCAGCUCCUUUCGUGCGUCUUAUGGUGGUCGCCAGCAGCAGUUGGGCUUUCCCCCCAAUCGCCAGCAGCAUUUGGGCCUAUCCUCCAGCCCUCGCAGCCCACACUUCACUUCUGAGCCCACACGCUCACGCCGGCCCACUAUCACUUGCCAAUACUGUGAGCGUCCAGGCCAUUCAGUCAGGCAAUGCUUCAAAUUAUUCCCACAAGCCCGUCAGGCCCAUAAUCAGAAUCGCUCAGCCCAGGCCAAUUUUACUCACACAGGCCCGUCUAGUGGCACUUCUUCUGGUCCAUGGUUAAUGGAUUCAGCAGCAAGUCAUCAUGUGACUUCAGAUUUGGGCCAUCUCUCACUUUAUUCAGACUAUACAGGCCCCGAUGAAAUUCUUGUGGGUGAUGGUUCGGGUUUGGCUAUUUCUCAUAUUGGCUCAUCCUCAAUUUCCAAUGGUUCUAAUACCUUAUUUUUGAACGAUAUAUUAUGUGUUCCCACUAUCAAGAAACACUUAAUUUCGGUUGCUAAGUUAUGUCAAACUAAUCCAGUAUCGGUGGAAUUUUUUGCCUCUCAUUUUAUUGUGAAGGAUCCUCGCACGGGGGCGCAGCUUCUGAAGGGGGAAAACAACGGUGAUGUGUAUGAGUUACCACGAGAGGUGCAAAAUGUUCGCAUGGCGCUUGUAACGACUCGGACAUCAGCAACUUCGUGGCAUGCCCGUCUCGGUCAUCCAUCUCAUCAGUCCUUAGCUAGUCUUAUUCGGUCAUUUUCUCUCCCUGUCUCGUCUUCCAUUACCAAUUCUCCUUGUGAUGCUUGUCUCUCAAAUAAAAGCCACAAACUCCCUUUCUCAGUCUCUUCAUUAUCCAGCGAUCGACUGUUUGAUCUUUUGUAUACUGAUGUUUGGGGCCCUGCUCCAGUUUCUUCCAUUGAUGGCUAUCGUUAUUACUUGAUUAUUAUUGAUCAUUUCACUCGGUAUACUUGGUAUUAUCCAUUAUGCAAUAAAUCUGAUGUUCUUAACACUUUUCUCUCUUUUCGUAAGAUGGUUGAGAAUUAUUUUUCCACCACUAUUCGUCGUUUGUACACGGAUGGUGGAGGGGAAUUUCAAAAAUUACGUUCUGAUCUUAUUGCUAAUGGAAUUACUCAUCUUCUCACCCCGCCUCAUACUCCUGAACACAAUGGCAUUGCUGAAAGAAAACAUAGACAUUUGGUUGAAACUGGUAUCACUCUUCUCCAUCACGCUAACCUUCUGAUGACUCGAUAUUUGCACAUGUUUUCCCCUUUGUUUCUUGAUUGUUUGAGCUUUAAUUAUUGCGUCUUUGGCCUAUUUUAUUCUAGGUUGUGUUCCUUUGUCACAUUUCAGGUCCUAGCACAUAAAGUGAAGCAUAGGCGCAAGUUUCAAGUCAAUCAGAGAUCAAUUGGCGAUUAGGGAGAAGAAACUCGGGCAUGACCUGAAGAAGAAUGAAUUUCUACCUUACUUUAUGGACAAAGAAUCAUGAAAGCUUGUCAUGAAAAGAAAGAGGACGAGACUACGAGCGUCUGGGAUCAAACGGCGACUGAUUCGGAGUCCGGACGGGGAGAAACGAAGCAUUGAAUAUAGGGAAACAGGUUCA
This is a messenger RNA of Linum trigynum, 3396 nucleotides long. Lineage: Eukaryota; Viridiplantae; Streptophyta; Magnoliopsida; Malpighiales; Linaceae. The record is from the annotation of a GenBank genome assembly.